Molecule: messenger RNA, 2025 nt
Organism: Cyprinodon variegatus (sheepshead minnow)
Lineage: Eukaryota; Metazoa; Chordata; Actinopteri; Cyprinodontiformes; Cyprinodontidae
Gene: bco2l
Product: beta,beta-carotene 9',10'-oxygenase-like
Exons: 12
Coding region: 1-1662 (553 amino acids)
Biological process (GO): carotene catabolic process; retinal metabolic process
Cellular component (GO): mitochondrion
Molecular function (GO): carotenoid dioxygenase activity; beta-carotene 15,15'-dioxygenase activity
Source: RefSeq, a predicted model, not a curated record
AUGUCAGCAAACACAGAGUCCCAGACCUGCAGCUUAUCCAGCAGGAAAAGAUGUCCACAAGCCUGUGGACUAGAGAGUGUAGCACCUUUGGUGGAUUCAGGGGAGGAAACUCCUGACCCAAUCCCUACUACCAUCAAGGGAAUUAUUCCAGCCUGGAUCAAUGGGAGCUUUUUGAGAAAUGGUCCGGGGAAAUUUGAGUUUGGAGAUGACAGAUACAAUCACUGGUUUGAUGGGAUGGCCUUGAUGCAACGGUUUCACAUCUCUGAGGGCAGUGUAACUUACAGCAGCCGAUUCCUACAGAGUGAUUCGUAUGUCCUCAACUCAGAGAAGAACCGCAUUGUGGUGUCAGAGUUUGGGACGGUAGCAAUGCCUGAUCCCUGCAAAAACUUCUUUGCACGCUUCUUUUCCCGCUUUCAGAUUCCACAGCCCACAGAUAACGCUAAUGUGAACUUUGUCAAGUACAAGGGAGACUAUUAUGUCAGCACAGAAACCAACUUUAUGAGAAGAGUGGAUCCGCAAACCUUGGAGACAAAGGAGAAGGUGGACUGGAGUCAGUAUAUUGCUGUUAACUCAGCUACAGCACACCCACACUAUGACCAGCAGGGAGCUACAUACAACAUGGGCAACUCCUACAGCAGGGAUGGUUUUUUCUACACCAUCAUCCGAGUCCCUCCCUUAGAGAAAACAUCUGAGGAAGACUCAGCAGACCUCACUGGAGCUGAAGUGAUCUGCUCUAUCCCUGCAGCUGAAUCUACAAAACCUUCUUAUUAUCACAGUUUUGUCAUGUCAGAGAACUACAUUGUGUUCGUGGAGCAGCCUAUAAAGCUGAAUGUGCUGAAGUUCAUGCUGUUCAAGAUUAUGGGACAGAGUUUUCAAAAAAUACUGAGCUGGGAGCCAGAGUAUGACACCAUAUUCCACCUGGUUGACAGACACACUGGCAAGAGGAGUGAAGUGAAGUACCGAGCAGCACCGAUGUUCACACUGCAUCAGAUCAACGCCUUUGAAGACAACGGCUACCUGGUGAUGGACAUGUGCUGCGGGGACGAUGGUGUGGUCAUUGGGGACUUCACUCUAGAAAACCUGCGGCGGAAAUCGGGGGAGGACAUGGAUAAGUUUUACAAUUCCUUGUGCAGAAACCUCCCAAGGAGAUAUGUCCUGCCUCUAAAUGUGGAUGAACAAACUCCUUUGGAUCAAAACCUUGUCAUGCUGCCAAACUGUAAAGCCACAGCAAAGAAGACAGACUCCAAGGAGGUUUACGUGACCCAUGAGGAGCUUCACAGUGAUGAGCUGCUGCAGUAUGGUGGCCUUGAGUUCCCUCAGAUCAAUUAUGACAAGUACAAUGGCAGACCUUACCGUUACUUCUAUGCAUGUGGCUUUGGGCAUGUCUUUGCUGAUUCAUUGCUCAAGAUGGACGUCCAUACCAAAGAGCUUAAGGUGUGGCGCUAUCCAGGCUUGUACCCGUCUGAGCCUGUCUUCGUUGCCUCACCCAAUGCUACUGAGGAAGAUGAUGGAGUGGUCCUGUCAGUCAUUAUCACUCCUAGAAAGGAGAAAAGUACUUUCUUACUUGUUCUGGAUGCCAGGACCUUCGCUGAGCUGGGCAGAGCUGAAGUCCCUGUCAAUAUCCCGUAUGGGACCCAUGGAGUGUUUAACAAGAUGGGCUAGAUGUGCCACUUUUUGGAGCUCUGCAGCAAAUUGCUGAAAGUAAACCAGCAAGCCAGCUACUUUAUCCACAGGAUGGAAUAUUUCUCUUGAUAUCACUGCCUGUAAACACGCCUGUGAUAAAAAAAAAAAUAGGAGUACUUAUAGGCACCAAGGAGAAGAAGCAAGAGCAGGGACAAAACUGCAGACUCAUAGUAUUUGUUUGUUUUUCUUUGAAAGAGAUUGAUGCACUUCCAAACUGGAUCCCAGUGUAUCAGUUAGAUAGAUGAAUUCUUUAAGACACAUUCAAGGCAGUUAUUUGUUGAUUCCUUUGGCAAGUAUUUGUAACACCAAUUUCAAAACAAAAGGACUGAGGAUCUUGUAGUU